UUAUACAUGUGUGUGUGUGUGUGUGUGUGUGUUAUUUCAGAACGAGGGGAAAUCAGAGGGCAAAGUUCACGUAAGCCGCAAAUCUUUGGCUUGUGAGAAAAAACGCAAUUUAGAUGAGACAAUUACUAAAAUGCAAGAGGACAAUAUACGCUUAAGAAAGAAGCACGAUCUAAUUAAGUACGAACGUAAGAAGGUGAGCAACGCGAUAUCAAUCUCUUAAAGAUUAGACUGGCGCGAAUGUAUUUUGUAUCCAUAGAAGCGUAAAUAUUCUUAGCGACAGCAGAGACUGCACUCGUUGCUGGAUGAAUAUAGUAAAUUAACGAGCAAUAAGAUGCAGAAGAUAUUUAAGGAGAAGAUGGAGAAUCCGUUGCGAAACGUGAGUUAGAACAAUACAGAUAAACAUCGUCAGAGCAUCCGUUAGAGUUACGUUUAUAUGAUGACAGAAAAUUGUUAAACUGGAAGUACGUUUGGAGCAUAUCAGGAUGAUGCAAAUCAAAGCGAACAUAGCACGAAUGAAAUAUCGGUCGAUGUGCUCCGAUCUGAAACAGAAAUCUGUGCUUUAUGCGUCUUCGUUGAAAAGUCUGGAAGAUGAAAUAAAGGAGCAAGAGAAUGAAACGAAACGUCUGGAGAAAGCGAAAGAAGAAGCUAUUACGUUAAAGGAUAAUAUGCAGGAAACAUUGAUAAAAGAAGAAAUCGAGGUUACAAAUUGUAGCAAAGAGCGUCGUGCUGUCCUUGAAGAAUACAGGCAACGCGUGUUAGAGCGAAAAACGGAACUCGAGCGUUUGGAAAAGAUGAUAUUCCAUUCGCGUCCGCGAGAUGAUUUUGACACACGUGGAGAAAGCCAUGUACAGCAUGCGGAGGACAUUACCAAGGACGAGGUGACACGACUCGAAGAGACGUUCGCCAAGCUGCGCAGUGCCACCGGAGUGUCCAGAUCCGAAGACGUUGUGAACCGGUUUCUGGGUCAGCGAGCGACUAAGGAUAAUCUGCAGAAAAUGCGGCUGGCCACGGAGCAAGAGAAAAUGGCUUUAGAAAAGCAGAGACUGCAGCUUAUCGACGAAAUGGAAAUGAGAAAGUUCUCUGAAACGAAGGACGCGGAACAAAAUGCGGAAGAAACGGAGAAACUGAACCGUCGCAUCGACCAACAGCGAUCGCGCCGAUUAAAAGCGGACGCGAGAAGGCAGAAGAUGGAAGAUCUAUUGCAAGCAAUUACCAUGACAUUGCGGAACGUGUGCAACAAAUUUCGCGAUAUAAUCGAUACGUUGCCUGAAGAAUCAAGCGAAAUUCAACACCCUUUGCAGCUCCUAGAUCUAAUAAAUGAGAAGCUAACUAAUACCAUUGAAACUUUCGGUGGUCGAGACAAGUAUUUGCAAGUAUUGCAGGAAAUAUCGAUUGACAAGUUGGAAACAGUAUCGAUUACGACUAACUCGGUGGAGGGAAAAGCAGCACGCAUAGAUGGAGGGCCACUUUUCCCACGAUUUCCAUCCACAAUGACACCGGCGACGUUGCUUUCUGAAGACGAAGAGGAUAUACCAACUAGAAAUACUCUCAAGAAACAGGCACAGCAACUGGUUGAUAUUAAAAGUCGUCGAAAAGCAUUUACUUUCAGGAAAUGA
This is a messenger RNA of Bombus impatiens (common eastern bumble bee), 1616 nucleotides long. Its product is annotated as coiled-coil domain-containing protein 151-like. NCBI's taxonomy places the organism in Eukaryota, Metazoa, Arthropoda, Insecta, Hymenoptera, Apidae. The coding region runs from base 483 to 1616 and encodes 377 amino acids. The transcript has 6 exons. The record is from RefSeq and is a predicted model, not a curated record. Gene Ontology annotation, cellular component: cilium. Gene Ontology annotation, biological process: outer dynein arm assembly; cilium movement.